ACUGGAAGCCAACCAGGUAGAAACAUCAGACAAGAAAUAAAUUCGCCAACAAGUACAGUUGUGGUCAUACCAUCUAUCCCUCAUCCAAGUUUGAAUCAUGGACUCCUUGCCAAGCUAAUGCCUGAGCAGAGUUUUCCCCACUCAUUUUACAAAGAAACACCUGCUACAUUUCCAGACACUGUAAAGGAGAAGGAAACACCAACCCCUGGUGAAGAUAUUCAGCUUGAAAGUUCAGUUCCUCACACAGAUUCCGGAAUGGGAGAGGAGCAAGUGGCUAGCAUCUUGGAUAGGGCAGAUCUAGAGACUGCUGCAGGUCCUGAUGCAAUGAGUGAGCUUUUAUCCACUUUGUCAUCUGAAGUAAAGAAAUCACAUGAGAGCUUAACUGAACACCCCAGUGAAAUGUUGAAGCCCGCAACAUCCAUAUCUAGCAUUAGUCAAACCAAAGGCAUUAACGUCAAGGAAAUACUAAAAAGUCUUGUGGCUGCCCCAGUUGAGAUUGCUGAAUGUGGCCCUGAGCCUAUUCCAUACCCAGAUCCAGCACUGAAGAGAGAAGCGCAAGCCAUUCUUCCUAUGCAGUUUCAUUCCUUUGACAGGAGUGUGGUGGUGCCUGUAAAGAAGCCACCUCCAGGGAGUCUAGCUGUCACUACUGUGGGAGCCACUGCUGCAGGAAGUGGGCUGCCAACAGGCAGUACCUCAAGUAUAUUUGCUGCCCCUGGAGCUACACCAAAAAGUAUGAUUAACACGACAGGUGCUGUGGAUUCAGGGUCCUCCUCCUCUUCCUCCUCUUCUAGUUUUGUGAAUGGUGCUACCAGCAAAAAUCUUCCAGCUGUACAGACUGUAGCCCCAAUGCCAGAGGAUUCAGCUGAGAAUAUGAGCAUCACAGCAAAACUUGAAAGAGCUUUAGAAAAAGUUGCUCCUCUUCUUCGUGAAAUUUUUGUAGACUUUGCCCCAUUCCUAUCUCGUACACUUCUGGGCAGUCAUGGACAAGAGCUAUUGAUAGAAGAAUUGCUCAGUGAACAGAGCCAGGAAAAUCUCACCAUUUCUCAAAUGGACAUAACUAAAGAUGCUGAACCCAAUAACGCUGCAGAUGUGGAACUGUCAAUGAAUCCAGUGCAGCCAUUGUAA
Microtus oregoni (creeping vole) is the source of this 1125-nucleotide messenger RNA. RefSeq names its product neurobeachin-like. The record is from RefSeq and is a predicted model, not a curated record. The transcript has 7 exons. Lineage: Eukaryota; Metazoa; Chordata; Mammalia; Rodentia; Cricetidae. Bases 118 to 1125 code for a protein of 335 amino acids.